AGAUAUGUUCUACUAAAAAACACACCGGCAAUUGCAGACUUUUUCCAAGAGCUUGUACGCAAGGUUAUGGAAGUGUCUCAUCGAAUGGACCACAAGGGUGCAUUGCAGCCGUCCAGCGAUACCCGGUUUGCAAAGGAAGUUCCAUAUGAACAGUACGUUCAGAAUGCCCACUACUCCAUCUCAGAGCUCCUUGUACGCAACCAUGGGUCUGGUAUUCCACAGACAACUGUUUGCAAAGGCAAAAGCAAAACGCAUGUAUAUCCACUAGUGCAGAUGGGUAUAUUCGGUGUCAAGCAGGAUCAAGACACCAUUAUGAAUCUCCUUGCAAGCGCUCGAUCCGAGUCUCGCAUACAGAUUGCGGCUGGGUAUCUGAACUUUCCGCAGUACAUCGAGGACGCUAUCCUGAAUUCGAAGGCCUCCUUCAGCGUCUUGACAGCAGCUCCAACGGCCAACGGCUUCUUUGGUUCAAAGGGUAUCUCAGGGCAUAUUCCCGGGCUAUACUCCGCAAUUGAGCAUGGCUUUUUCAAUCGCGUGAGCAACCUUGCGGAGGCUACUUCUUCCCAUGCUCGGAUCAGAUUGUUCGAGUACUGUCGAAGCAAGUGGACGUUCCAUGGCAAAGGGCUGUGGUAUUACAAGGAUGGAGAGGAGAGUCCCAGCUUAACGCUGAUCGGUUCCCCAAAUUUUGGGCGUCGAUCUCAGUACCGUGAUUUGGAAGCGCAGGUGGCGAUAGUUACGGAUGACGAAACAUUGAAAGCGAAAUUUAGAGAGGAAAAUGAUUUGCUCACGAAGUACAGUACAGAGGUGGACAGGACAACCUUCAACAAACCCGAGCACACAGUCCCACGAUGGGUCCAAUUCGUUGGCCGAUACUUCGCCAAGUCAUUCUUAUAGUGCCGAAAGUGGAGACCACGCGCUUCGCGCAGAUGAGUCAGAUUUUGAGCUGAUAGCGCGUUUUAAACUCUAGCGUAUACAGUUCCUCUUAGCUAUGCGUUUGGGGAUGUCUUCACGUAAUAAAUGAUCGAUAAAGUAUGCUUCACUAUUUAGCGCCCGCUGUUUGCUUUAAGGCCUCGUUAAUUUGUGAAUUCUUGCUGUUAGGACCACUACCAAACGGCUAUUAUUCGUCUUGAGAGUAGUGGUGGACUAGUAACCCGGCUGGCCACACGUUUAACGUUUAAAACGCUACAAUCGGUUUAAGCUGAAGUUCAAGAGUUGGAAAAAAGCGGCACUGAUUUCCCCAUUUCGAUGUAUAC
Molecule: messenger RNA, 1250 nt
Organism: Sphaeroforma arctica JP610
Lineage: Eukaryota; Ichthyosporea; Ichthyophonida
Exons: 4
Coding region: 67-891 (274 amino acids)
Biological process (GO): cardiolipin biosynthetic process
Cellular component (GO): mitochondrion
Molecular function (GO): CDP-diacylglycerol-glycerol-3-phosphate 3-phosphatidyltransferase activity
Source: RefSeq, a predicted model, not a curated record